UAUAUAUGUACAUGGCCGGUGCCAACUCUCAUAAUAUCUAUUACUUGGUCUGUGUAUUUAAACAAAAUACAUAUAAUAUUUUUAUAAGGCAUCGAUGAUUCUAUUACCAUUAUUUAUUUAUAAAAAGAUUUCUAUUAAAUUUUUACUACAAUUAUUCGAACAGAAUGUCACAUGGACAUUGUCAUGAUGGAGAUCACGAUCAUGAACAUGGUCAUGGAAGUUCUGAAGAUAUUGGUUUGCAUUACAAUUUAUUUGAAAAGAUAGAUAAAGAAAAUUUGGAAUGUUUAAACGAAACUGUGGAUGGUUCUGGAAAAUUGGUAUUUAAGUCAUGGGAGAGGAGACUUGAUAGGAUAGAGUUUGUCGAGAGCGAUGCAGAUGAAGAACUUUUGUUUAAUAUACCUUUCACAGGAAAUGUGAAACUCAAAGGCAUAAGAAUAGCAUCAGAAGACACUGAUUGUCACCCAAAUAAAUUACGAUUGUACAAAAAUAAACCAAAUAUGACUUUUGAUGAUGUGUCAAUGGAACCUGAUCAAGUUUUCGAUCUCCAGAAAGACUGUGAGGGACUUCUUGAAUAUAAUCCAAAGAUUGUCACUUUUUCUUCGGUGAGUCAUUUAACUAUGCACUUUCCUAGUAAUUUUGGUGCAGAAAACACAAAGAUAUAUUAUAUAGGAUUGAAGGGAGAAUGGACACCAGGUCACAAGCAUGGAGUCACUAUUUGUACAUACGAAGCAAGACCAAACAUUGAUGACCAUAAAUUAAAACAUCUGGAUUCUGUUACUAAAACUAUCGAUUAAAAUAUACAUAAUAAAUAAAAUUUUUAAAUUGUGUA
Messenger RNA from Galleria mellonella (greater wax moth), 829 nucleotides. Its product is annotated as PITH domain-containing protein 1. The transcript is spliced from 4 exons. Gene Ontology annotation, cellular component: nucleus. The record is from RefSeq and is a predicted model, not a curated record. NCBI's taxonomy places the organism in Eukaryota, Metazoa, Arthropoda, Insecta, Lepidoptera, Pyralidae. The coding region runs from base 165 to 794 and encodes 209 amino acids.